CAUCCGUUAAACUUUCAAAUCGUGUGGUAUACGAAGUCGAGGCGAAGGUUUUCGAAAAUUCGCAGACGAUUUUUCGUCGUGUUCGGUGAAUAUAUAAUCAGUGUUCAAAAUCUAGAAGAAUACCGUCACUGAGCAACAAUGUCAAACAAGAUCCAUUAUUCGGAUAAAUAUUACGACGAUAAAUACGAGUAUAGGCAUGUAGUUUUGCCAAAAGAGUUGGUGAAGUUUGUGCCAAGUACCCAUCUACUCUCAGAACAAGAAUGGAGAGCCAUCGGUGUCCAACAGAGCCAAGGAUGGGUACAUUAUAUGAUUCAUAAACCAGAGCCACACAUUUUGCUCUUUAAGAGAAAAAUAACGACACCGGUACCGACACCAGAGAAUUAAGUUUGCCAUACCUAUACCAAUUUGUAAAUAAUAUUUCAGAUCAUUGUUAAUAUUCAUAGAAAAGCUUAACUAUCAUGGCAAACUAUUGCAUCAACUUUGAAAAUUUAAUUGGUAUCGAAUUACUAAAACAGCUACUACAUCCAUUUGAAUUUGGUGAAUCUUCUAAAUUUAAAAGAUACAAUAACAAGUAUGGUUUUUUUAAAAUUCUUCGGUACAACAUUGAUAUAGCCUUCUAUUUUCAUUACUCCUAAGUCAUUCUUAAAAACAAAGUAUUCUGUAAAUAUGUCUAUAGGGUGUUUUAGUUAUUAAUCGCAGGUUACAUAGUUCUUAAUUUUGGAAUUACCACAACAACUUGGUAUUUUCAUUCAGUGUAACAGAAGUUGGAAACAUUCUAGUUCAUUCUUUCUCAGAGAAUCAUAAUUCUGCAGCAGAAUUAACAGUUCUGUUCAGAAUUUAUUGAGUCAGGGACAUCCUGAUCUUGUGAUUGCAGUGCCUUGCACGUAUGUGCUAAUUUUUUUAUUUACUGUUAAGUUAUACUUUAAGGUUUUCCACAUGAAUAAUCAUUCUUUAUGUUAAAUAAGAAUGAUGUAUUGAAACAUUUGUAAGACUUUUAAGUUUUAAAUUCGUGAACAAUGUGGACAUUGAUUUGAGAUUCCAUUACUACUAGUUAAGAAUGAAAUUGAGCAUUUAUUUUGUGUACCUUGCCAUAUAAUGUGUUACUUUAAUCAGGAUUACAUCGUCCAUCGAAUUUUCUUUGAGCGUAAUUACAUUCAGACCUAGCUCUCUAUGUUUUUUUUUCAACUGCUAUAGUUUAGUAUUACUUGACUUCGAUUUACUUUUAUAAAACUAAACUAUAAGUAUUGUCAAUUUUUCAAUAAACGUUUGUAAGUAACA
Messenger RNA from Megalopta genalis, 1278 nucleotides. It is a transcript of the gene Cks30A, whose product is annotated as Cyclin-dependent kinase subunit 30A. Gene Ontology annotation, molecular function: cyclin-dependent protein serine/threonine kinase regulator activity. The record is from RefSeq and is a predicted model, not a curated record. NCBI's taxonomy places the organism in Eukaryota, Metazoa, Arthropoda, Insecta, Hymenoptera, Halictidae.